Messenger RNA from Mus pahari (shrew mouse), 395 nucleotides. RefSeq names its product cysteine-rich perinuclear theca protein 1-like. NCBI's taxonomy places the organism in Eukaryota, Metazoa, Chordata, Mammalia, Rodentia, Muridae. The transcript has 2 exons. The coding region runs from base 1 to 351 and encodes 116 amino acids. The record is from RefSeq and is a predicted model, not a curated record.
AUGACUAAACAUGUAGAAGACCUUAAAGAGGAAGCACAAAAAUCCCUCAAGGAAUUGCAGGAAAAUGCGGCUAAACAGAUUACGAAGAAGGGAGAGCAAUCACUUCGAAGGAGAAUUAGGAGACAAAUCAAGAAUGCUACUAAACUUCGAUUGAUGCGGAGCCAACUGGAGCGGAGCCAACUGGAGCUGAUCGAACUGGAACCGACCGUGGUUUUGGAGCCAAGCGAGACUACAUUGACAUUGGUCAUUCAUGAUCAAGUGAAUGAGAAUGCCAAUGAGCUCGAGCCUGAGGAAGUUCCAUCAUGCCGCGACAGUGACCGGGUUCCAAAUGGAGACUUGGCCAGCUCCUAGACCCCGAACGGGUCCAAAGACCCAUGAAACAUCAGUGAACGGGU